This is a messenger RNA of Salarias fasciatus (jewelled blenny), 1587 nucleotides long. RefSeq names its product extensin-1-like. The record is from RefSeq and is a predicted model, not a curated record. Lineage: Eukaryota; Metazoa; Chordata; Actinopteri; Blenniiformes; Blenniidae. The transcript has 2 exons. The coding region runs from base 1 to 1587 and encodes 528 amino acids.
AUGCGCGUGCCUCCGCUACCGCUGGACCCCGGGGCGCGCGCCGCGGACUGCCAAGGAGGAAUACCGAUGAAGCACGAGGGCGAGCCGAGUGGAGCCGAGUGGAGCCGAUCAGAGGGAACAGCACCUGAGGCAGAAACACCUGAAAACAAACCACCUACCACCAGCCGUUAUCAGUCGCUACCAGUCGCCAUCAGCCGCCACGAGCCGCCACCAGCCGCCACCAGUUGCCACCAGCCGUCAUCAGUCGCCACCAGCCGCCACCAGCCGUCAUCAGUCGCCACCAGCCGUCAUCAGUCGCCACCAGCCGCCACCAGUCGCCACCAGUCGCCACCAGCCGCCACCAGUCGCCACCAGCCGCCACCAGCCGUCAUCAGUCGCCACCAGCCGCCACCAGUCGCCACCAGUCGCCACCAGUCGCUACCAGUCGCCAUCAGCCGCCACGAGCCGCCACCAGCCGCCACCAGUUGCCACCAGCCGUCAUCAGUCGCCACCAGUCGCCACCAGUCGCCACCAGUCGCCACCAGUCGCCACCAGCCACCACCAGCCAUCAUCAGUCGCCACCAGCCGUCAUCAGCCGCCACCAGCCGCCACCAGCCGCCACCAGUCGCCACCAGCCGCCACCAGCCGUCAUCAGUCGCCACCAGUCGCCACCAGUCGCCACCAGUCGCCAUCAGCCACCACCAGGCACCAACAGUCGCCACCAGCCGCCACCAGCUGCCACCGGCCACCACCAGCCGCCAUCAGUCGCCAUCAGUCGCCAUCAGUCGCCACCACCCGCCACCAGUCGCCACCAGCCGUCAUCAGUCACCACCAGCCGCCACCAGCCGCCAACAGCUGCCACCAGCCGCCAUCAGUCGCCAUCAGUUGCCACCAGCCACCAUCAGUCGCCACCAGCCGCCAUCAGUCACCAACAGUCGCCACAAGCCACCAUCAGUCGCCAUCAGUCCCCACCAGCCACCAUCAGUCACCACCAGCCGCCACCAGCCGCCACCAGCCGCCACCAGCCGUCAUCAGUCGCCACCAGUCGCCAUCAGCCACCACCAGCCACCAUCAGUCGCCAUCAGUCCCCACCAGCCACCAUCAGUCGCCACCAGCCGCCACCAGCCGCCACCAGCCGUCAUCAGUCACCACCAGCCGCCACCAGCCGCCAACAGCUGCCACCAGCCGCCAUCAGUCGCCAUCAGUUGCCACCAGCCACCAUCAGUCGCCACCAGCCGCCAUCAGUCACCAACAGUCGCCACAAGCCACCAUCAGUCGCCAUCAGUCCCCACCAGCCACCAUCAGUCACCACCAGCCGCCACCAGCCGCCACCAGCCGCCACCAGCCGUCAUCAGUCGCCACCAGUCGCCAUCAGCCACCACCAGCCAUCAGCAGUCGCCACCAGCCGUCAUCAGCCGCCACCAGCCGCCACCACCUGCCACCAGCCACCAGCCACCACCAGCCGCCAUCAGUCGCCAUCAGUCGCCAUCAGUCGCCACCACCCGCCACCAGUCGCCACCAGCCACCAUCAGCCGCCACCAGUCGCCAUCAGCCGCCACCAGCCGCCACCAGCCGCCACCAGCCGCCAUCAGCUGCCAGCAGGUGUGA